This is a messenger RNA of Aegilops tauschii subsp. strangulata, 1172 nucleotides long. Lineage: Eukaryota; Viridiplantae; Streptophyta; Magnoliopsida; Poales; Poaceae. The record is from RefSeq and is a predicted model, not a curated record.
GUAGUGUUUUUCCCCGGCCUCCUUCCUCGUACUCUCCGCAUGUUUCUCCAAGCUUCCUCCUUUUCUCUUCCUCCGCUGGCCUCUCGCUCCUCCCCCUCCCUCUCCCUCCCCCUUGCUAGUUAGUAGGUCGCAACCCUAGCGCACGAGGCGCUCGCCGGGGCAUGGAGGCGUCUGUAGCCUAGCUUCUCUGCCCGCUGCUCCAUCAUGGGUGUCAUGGUUCUUGGUGUCCCCCUCUUCGGUGCUGCAGGACGCACUCGUGACCCGCUGCGCUCUUGCUCCCUCCUCACGGGAUUCCAGGUUUUCAUCUGUUUUCUUCACCGACUGCUCCCUCUUCCCCUGUGUAAGGGUUAUAAUUCGUUCGUUCUAUUCCCUUCCUCUCGGCUUGUUGAUUACCAGCGCCAUGGCCGCCUCCCUCCCCCGCACAUAUUUGCCAGCUGCCAUUCACACACGCACAUAGAGAGGAGAGGGAGCCCCCACGCGCCGCGCAUCUGCUUCCUCCCCGCCGCUGCUGCCCUUUGCCGUCCGCGCCAGAUUAGCUCUGGUGCUGCCAUCUCCGUCCCCUGCCUCACUCCACCUCUUCCCGACGCGACCACGGCCACGGGAUCUCGCGGCCGGAUGACGAAAGAGGCCGGGGAUGGAGGCAGGUUGCGACACGUCCGCCGACCGCCGCGAAGCCUCCUGCAGCACACUCGCCCACGAGCCCACCCGGAGCUGUCGCCGCCGUGCUUGAGGAAGCGUCUGGAUAAGAUAGAAGAAAGGAUCGCGGGCUGAAUUCUUACAAACAUAGGGCUACUUUUGUAAAAAUGAAUAGUUAUCUCAGAUUCACUUAAACAGGGACUGCGGGUUGAUUUGUGAGAAACAGGGGGUUUUUUUCGCAACGACGUAUGACCAGAAACCCAAUUUCCUUUAUUAUUAGGUAAAGAUAAAGAUAAAGAUUUCGGAUGUCAUCCAUGUUAGAUUCGGCCUGUGUAUCAUGUGGGCUGCUGGGUUGUAUUUUUCCUUGUGGGGCUUAAGUUCCGUGUUGUGUUGAGAAACGUGUGGUGGGCGUCAGCCAGACGGGCAGGUCCACGCGAAAGCAACUCCUUUUUGGGGGAGCUUCUGCGCCGGUUAGGAGCUGUGGCGCCUACUACGUUUCUUUGUGGGCUGAUUCUACGAAGGCCAGUUAGAGUUCG